UGCGUUCUUUAUUUUAAUUUCAACCCAACGUGCAGACUGCAAACACCUCCACUGAUCUUCUGUCUAGAAAAAUGGCAGCCGAAGUCAUAAAAAUCUUCUUCCCCAAAAUCAUCAUCAUCUUCAUAACUCCUUCGUUUCCUUUCCAAUGAUCUCUCAUUCCCAUCUUCUCCCUCACUACUCUCUCUUCCCAAACCUCCUCACCAAACCUCCUCACUCCUUUCCUUCUCUCUCCUCCAUUACCAUGCUCUCUUCUCUCUCUCUCCGCCCACCUAAUCCCACCACCACUUGUCGCCUCUCCAUCUCCGCCGUCUCUAACGAUAACCCUCUCAAUCCCAAACCAGUUAAUUCAAUUCCGCCUCUGCAAAUCGCCAUUAUCGGAUUUGGCAACUACGGUCAAUUCCUCGCGGAAACACUAGUUUCCCAAGGCCACAUUCUCUUCGCUUAUUCCAGAUCUGAUCACUCCGCCGCCGCUCGCCGUCUCGGCGUCUCCUUCUUCACAGAUCUUCACGAUCUCUGCGAGCGUCACCCCGACGUCGUUUUACUCUGUACUUCAAUCCUCUCCACCGAGAAUGUACUCAAAACGCUGCCGUUUCAGAGACUCCGUCGUAACACACUCUUUGUCGAUGUUCUCUCCGUUAAAGAGUUUGCAAAGACUCUCCUCCUUCAAUACUUACCCGAAGAUUUCGAUACUCUCUGCACGCACCCAAUGUUUGGUCCCCAGAGUGUGAAGAGUUCGAAUCGCGGAUGGCGAGGUUUACGAUUCGUCUACGACAAGGUUAGGAUCGGCGAAGAUAGCUCGAGGGUUUCAAGGUGUGAGGAUUUUUUGGCGAUCUUCGAGCGUGAAGGAUGUGAGAUGGUUGAGAUGAGCUGUGCAGAUCAUGAUAGGUAUGCUGCUGGAUCGCAGUUCAUAACGCAUACAGUGGGUAGGGUUUUGGAUAUGCUGAAAUUGCAAUCUACGCCGAUUAACACUAAAGGGUAUGAGGCAUUGCUUGAUUUAGCUGAGAAUACUCGUGGGGAUAGCUUCGAUUUGUACUAUGGGUUGUUUGUGUAUAAUAAGAACUCGUUGGAGAUGCUAGAGAGGAUGGAUUUGGCUUUCCAAGCGUUGCGUAAGGAACUUUUUGGUCGACUUCAUGGUGUUGUGAGGAAGCAGCUCUUUGAAGGUGAAACACAGAGAGCUCUUGUUUUUCCAAAUGGUCAUGAAAAUGAUGCUUCUUUGGAUACGAUUAGGUCAAAAGAUGUUAUUUUGAAGUAUGAAUAUAACGCCGAGCUCUCUAGCAGCGUCAAUGACAGUUCGAGGCUCAAGAUUGGUAUAAUCGGGUUUGGAAACUUUGGACAGUUUCUAGCGAAAACGAUGGUUAGGCAGGGUCACACGGUGUUAGCUUAUUCGAGAACUGACUACACUGAUGAAGCUGCGAAGCUGGGUGUCUUGUAUAUACCAGACAUUGAUGAUCUAUUUGAAGAGCAUCCUGAAGUUAUUCUUCUUUGUACAUCAAUCCUCUCGACUGAAAAAGUUCUCAAGUCACUCCCUUUUCAGAGACUGAAGAGAAGCACACUUUUUGUGGAUGUGCUUUCUGUAAAAGAGUUCCCCAGGAAUUCCUUUCUUCAAACUCUCCCACAGGAUUUUGAUAUUUUGUGUACACAUCCCAUGUUUGGACCAGAGAGUGGUAAAAAUGGGUGGAAAGGUCUUUCCUUUGUGUUUGAUAAAGUUAGGAUCGGAAAAGAUGAUAGAAGAACAUCUAGGUGUGACAGUUUUCUCGAUAUUUUUGCUCGUGAGGGAUGUUUUAUGGUGGAGAUGUCGUGUGCUGAACAUGAUUGGCAUGCUGCUGGAUCGCAGUUUAUAACACACACUGUAGGUAGGGUUCUGGAGAAGCUGAGCUUGGUAUCAACUCCUGUCGAUACCAAAGGUUAUGAGACGUUGCUAAAAUUGGUGGAGAAUACUGCUGGUGACAGCUUUGAUCUUUAUUAUGGACUGUUUUUAUACAAUCCUAAUGCAAUGGAACAGCUUGAGAGGUUCGAUUUGGCUUUUAAAUCAUUGAAGAAACAGCUCUUUGGACGAUUACAUCGUCUUCUGCAUAAACAGCUGUUUGGGAAUGAUAGAGAUACUCAAAUCAUGUUGGAGACUACUGGCUUGUCAACUUUCAGAUGAGCUGAUUUUGCUAGAUCAUCUUCGCCAACGACGACUAAGCUAUAAAAUAGAUAAAGUCAAUUGUUCACGCAGUUUUGCUCCUCGACUACAAUUUUUCUUCAACUCAAUUUUCACUUAGCUCAGUUUGAAAUUGACGUUUUUACUUUGGAGAAAAUCGUUGGGUCAUUGUAUCUUUAUUUGACCCUUUAGUUGGUCUAUUGUCCUCUAUAAGGGCUUCACAUUCCUAAUUGGUUUUAAAUGUUAUACAGAAAUAAAAGUU
Messenger RNA from Eutrema salsugineum, 2405 nucleotides. RefSeq names its product arogenate dehydrogenase 1, chloroplastic. Gene Ontology annotation, biological process: L-tyrosine biosynthetic process. The record is from RefSeq and is a predicted model, not a curated record. The transcript is spliced from 2 exons. Gene Ontology annotation, molecular function: prephenate dehydrogenase (NADP+) activity; arogenate dehydrogenase (NADP+) activity; NAD+ binding. Bases 146 to 2146 code for a protein of 666 amino acids. NCBI's taxonomy places the organism in Eukaryota, Viridiplantae, Streptophyta, Magnoliopsida, Brassicales, Brassicaceae.